Molecule: messenger RNA, 2320 nt
Organism: Manihot esculenta (cassava)
Lineage: Eukaryota; Viridiplantae; Streptophyta; Magnoliopsida; Malpighiales; Euphorbiaceae
Product: trihelix transcription factor PTL
Exons: 2
Coding region: 270-1955 (561 amino acids)
Source: RefSeq, a predicted model, not a curated record
UGAUACUUGAAAGGAAUCCCAUAUAUAAGAGGAAGAGGAGGUGGGAGAGAAUCUGAGAAAGAUCAAUGUACGUAGUUACCCAAACUUACACACUCACGCUCGAAACACACAUGGGACCAUUGUCCUGUGCUUAAAUUCGAGCUUUUUCGUGGACGACACGAUCCGAGUCUGCCGCUCUCUCUCUCUCUCUCUCUCUCUCUCUCUCGAGAAAGCUUUUAUCUUUCUUGUUUAGCUUUCUUUCUCUCCUCUUUCUUUCUUUCAAGAAUCAAAUGGAAAUGGAAGAUCACAAUCACCAUAAUCAGUAUAAUAUAGAUCUCAGGCAGUUCAUCAGUGGGAGGCCAAUCCAUUUCCCUGCAAUCCCACAGCCAUCGCCAACUGAGCUCUUCGCUGCCCACAGGAGUCUACCACCACAGACCCGCCACUAUGAUAUGAUGAUGCUGAUGCCUCGGAGUGGUGGUUUACACGACUUCCACUCGGAUUCUACUACUGCUGCUUGUGUCCCUCCUCCACCUCCUCCUCCUCCUGCUGCCACUGCUGCUGCUAAUAGUGGCAAUACCACUGUUGCUGCAACUUCUGCUACACCUACACUAAGUGGUUUAGAAGCUGAGAUAGGCUCCUUUGGUGGUGAUGCUGGUACUGGAAGAUGGCCUCGACAAGAGACUUUAACACUUCUUGAUAUCAGAUCUCGUCUUGAUUCCAAGUUCAAGGAGGCUAAUCAAAAGGGUCCCUUGUGGGAUGAAGUUUCUAGGAUCAUGUAUGAGGAACAUGGGUAUCAGAGAAGUGGCAAGAAAUGCAGGGAAAAGUUUGAAAACUUGUACAAGUACUACAAGAAGACUAAGGAAGGAAAAGCUGGAAGACAAGAUGGCAAGCACUAUAGAUUCUUCAGACAACUUGAAGCUCUUUAUGGAGAGACAAGCAAUCCUGCCUUAGUCCCAGAAACCCAAUUUGGUGGAACUGGUCUUCGAUUUCACAGUAGUAACCAAGCAAACAACGGGAUCUUUCAUUCUCAAAAGCUUUGUGAUAGUCUUAGCCUCUCCGACUCUGCCGAAUUUGAUACUUCUUCUGAGGAAAAUGAUCUAAGCACGGGUACAUUAAUGGAGAAUGGUUCAACAGAAAAGAGGAGGAAGAGAAGAGAUGGCAAGAGCUGGAAGACAAAGAUAAAAGACUUUAUCGAUUCCCAGAUGAGGAAGCUAAUUGAAAGGCAAGAGGCAUGGUUGGAGAAAGUAACAAAGACCCUGGAGCAAAAAGAGCAAGAGAGAACUUUGAGAGAGGAAGAAUGGAGGAAACGAGAAGCUGCAAGGAUAGAUAGAGAGCAGAAGUUUUGGGCUAAAGAACGAGCCUGGAUCGAAGCUCGUGAUGCUGCUUUAAUGGAAACAUUACGAAAAUUAACAGGAAGAGAAGUGAAUGCUUCGUCUGCUGAAGAACUAAUAAGGGUCUAUGAGAUUCAAAACCAAAGAGAAAAUGGAAUUGAAAGUGGUAGUGAAAGAGCACACAACAGUCUCAAAUGCGAAAGCUGGACAGAAGCUGAAACUGCAAGACUAAUGCAAUUGAGAAGUAACAUGGAAUCAAGAUUUCAGCAAAGUGGAUGCAUGGAGGAGGAAGCUUUAUGGGAGGAAAUAUCAGCAAAGAUGGCUUAUAUGGGCUAUGAAAAGAGUGCCUUGAUGUGCGAAGAGAAAUGGAAAAACAAGGAAGGCAACAAUAAGAAACGAAAGGAGAAUACAAGAGGCUCAUGUUACUUCCAAAGCAAUGAAUCUAUAUACAAUCCUGGAGGAACUUAUUGUGAAAUCAACGAACAAGGGCCAGAAACAGUGAGGCUACAAGCAAACGAAGGUUCAUCACCAGCAAAUUCUAAUGCUGGAAACACAGUAAGUGAAAGCUGCUUUCGAUUCUUGAUGGGGGAUGGAGGAGAGAACUUGUGGGAGAAUUAUGGAUUGAAGCUUAGUAAAGGAGAUUAAAAUCAAUAAAGCCAUAACUCUUACUGACAGUUUGUUUAGUUGGUCUACUAAGCAGGACCAAGGAGAUGAUGAUGUGAGGGAGAAAAAUUUACUAAUUAAAGAGGACAGGAGAUGGAAUUGCCACAGAUGGGACCUGAUUAUUACAGUCUGUAAGCAAGAAGAGCUGACUUAGGAUUUUUAUAUAAAUAUUGGGAUUGGUGUUCAUCUUUAAUGGGUUUUUAUUAAUUAUAUAGAGAUCAUUUAAGAGAAAAAAAAAUAAUGGGUUUUUUUCUUUUCAUGAGGAGCAGGAGGAAGAUGUAGAGUUGCAAUGUCGCCGGCCAGUAGUAGCUUUUGGCUCUCUUUCUAACAAUUUCCCUUUGAGAUUC